UUACUAACAGCGAUUUCGGUGCUUGUCCUAAACACCAUGACUUUGCUUCCUGUCCGAACACACAACGAUUGCGAUGCAGACCAUAUACAACGGAUCUUGAGAGGGCCGACACCCCAAGACGACCCUCAGCUGGUGGAGUGGGUUAAGAGCCAGAUGGUGGCGCCCUCUCACCUCGCCUACAACCUCUCCUUCACCAUGACCGGGAUGCAGCAGGAAGCAGAUAUGAAGGGGGCCAGAGCCAUGAUCAGCCCCUCGCAGGAGUUUAUUCUCGAACAAGUUGAGGAAAUAUUUAGCGAAGAUCUGCAAUACCCUCGACUGUUCCUCGAGGCCGGUGCUUACGACGGUGAAUUCCUCUCCAACACGCUGAACUUCGAGUAUGAGUACAAGUGGCGAGGGAUCCUGGUGGAGGCUAACCCCGCCUUCUUCGAGCGACUCCUUCAAAAACGCAGGAAGGCUUGGGCUAUUAACGCAUGUCUUAAUACCAAGCCCUAUCCUUCACGGGAAGCCUUCAUGGUGGGGGCCGAGAACCCAGAAAACGUGAACAGUAACCUCAACGGCGAAGUUAUUCCUGAGUUGGAGCAUCACAUCAGCCUCGGCUCAUCGCGUCUGGCUCAGUUUGACAACAAUUACACGCAGACGGAAGGCAAGACAGAGGUACAGUGCAUACCCCUCUACACCAUAGUCAGGGCCAUGGGCAUCACACACAUUGAUUUCCUGUCACUAGAUGUCGAGGGGGCCGAACUUGGCAUUCUAGACACAGUGCCUUGGGAUAAACUCUCGUUCAAGGUGAUGGCCAUAGAAUCGAGACAUCCAAGUAAGCUGAUCCCAUUUCUAGAAGAGAGGGGCUACCAGCACAUUAAAAGCCACCUAGCUGACCACAUCUUUAUCGCGAAGAAGAAUGUUGUGGUCAAUAUGAGCAGUUUCCACCGUGUGCUCACAUAG
Messenger RNA from Penaeus chinensis, 942 nucleotides. RefSeq lists its product as uncharacterized. Lineage: Eukaryota; Metazoa; Arthropoda; Malacostraca; Decapoda; Penaeidae. The coding region runs from base 37 to 942 and encodes 301 amino acids. The record is from RefSeq and is a predicted model, not a curated record. The transcript has 7 exons.